Molecule: messenger RNA, 1940 nt
Organism: Paramormyrops kingsleyae
Lineage: Eukaryota; Metazoa; Chordata; Actinopteri; Osteoglossiformes; Mormyridae
Biological process (GO): response to endoplasmic reticulum stress
Cellular component (GO): protein phosphatase type 1 complex; endoplasmic reticulum
Molecular function (GO): protein phosphatase regulator activity
Source: RefSeq, a predicted model, not a curated record
AGAUCAUCCGAUAAAGAAGAAGAGAAUUGUAUUUGGUUGUUUCGUGACUUGCGUUUAUUUCGCUGUUUUCCGCCAAGAAAAUGGGUUAUUCUUUUAGAAAACCAAGUGCAGACGUUUUUCCUCUGACAAGGUUGCUGUUUGUUGUUGAGAAGGAAGGUAUUUUCAACCGAAGGUCACCUAAUCUUCGUUGGAGUGAUUUUCAGGCGACUGGCUGAGAUACGGAAUCAAAAAGAAUGUGUGUGGAUAUGGCCCCCUUUCACUCCCAGUAUCCAUCGCCCCAUAUGUUCUCCGUGUCACGUGACAUGCGGGGGGUCAGUAUGAGUGAGUGGCCUACACUAUUGUCUACCAUCGUCCUACCAAGGAUGCCCCGUCCGAAAAAAGGCCUGGAAGCAGACUGGCCGACGCGGAUGAGAAUGUUCCAGGUGUUUCACAAGGCAUUCCGCCACCUAAGGGCGGCGCUGUCCAAAAUCAUGAGUCGCUGUAUAGCAGCCGUGAAGGCUCUGCGGCCUGAGGUGUGCCCACUGCCGAUCGUUAUGGACGUUGUUACGGAUCCUUCCGUAGAUGCGGCUGCUCUAGGAUUUGGAAUGCUUGAGGAUCACAUGGAGGAGUGUUCGGUGCGAGAGCAGGGGUCCACUGUCCAUGGCUGGAUGUGGACCCCUCACCUGGCUGGACAGGGGGGCAGUAUGGUGUAUGCUCUGGAUGAGAAGACUCUGAGGGAAGAUGGGCGUGUGAGUUCCUUAGAUGAGACCCUGGAGGCUGCCUUCCCUAGGGGAUAUGACGGAAGUGAGCAGGAUGUUGACCUGUCGGAGUGGCUGGAAUGGGACUCAUGUGAAGUCUCUUUUGAUGAGGCCCAUGAAGCUGUUCCUGGGAAAUCCAGUGUGUCCUCGGAGGGGCCAGGCUGGGACAGUGAUUCAAGCUGGUCUGAUGACGACGACGACGACUAUGAUAACUCUGAGAAUGCUCAACUCUGGGAAUCCUUCUUCCGCACUGAUGACCCAUACAAUCUGCUCAGUUUCUCCUCUGUGGUGAAGUCUCAGUCUCAGGCCACUUGCCCACCAGAGAGCUGCACUCCAAAGGCCAGAGGAACGCAGGUGGAAGUUCUCUGUGAUGAAGAGGAACAGCGACGCCCUCUGCAGGAGGAGAUGCCCACUCCGGGUCACAAAAAGGUGACAUUCAGCGAGAAGGUAGAAGUGCGCCCUCUUGUGGCCUGGGCGUUUGCCAACCGUGUUUCCCGUGACGGAUCCUGCUGGCUGCAGAUGGCCAGAGACCGAGACCGGUUCCGGAGGAGGGUGGCGGCAGCCAGUGAUGUCAUUGGGCCUGUCCUGCUCCCCCAGCACAGAGCAGCAGUUUGGGAGAGGCUACUGAUUGUGAUAUGAGGAAUAAAGCUUGAAGUGUCGAAGUAGCAUAACACAUCGCAACACGCAUGUACAAAUACUGGGAAUGUUGUUACUUUAACGUAUAGCAGCAUGCAAAAAUUUGGGCACUGUGAAGCUAAGCAAGAAAGAGAUGACAUGACUUCUAAAAGGCAUGAAGUUAGACAACAUAUGUUUAAUAUUUAAAGCAAGAUUGCUUUUUAAUUUCAUUUACUUUUGAUUCCGCUUCAAGACAAAGGGAUAAUGGCUUGAAGUGGCACUCUGCGUGUCUUGGUUCUAGAAUGCAUCAGACUUGUUUGGAUAUUCGUUUGCUAACAUCGGACCCCGAAUUUUGUGGUGAGGAAGUUGAUUGGCGUCGUCUGGCCUUUAAGGACUUUGAGCAAGCCAUAGCCCUAAGAGGAUUAUUAAGGUCUGAGACCAUGGUAAAAGUUUUGAGAGCUGAAAUCUCUUGGGGUGCCCAAACUUUUGCAUGCCUUUGUAUUGCUUUCUUGUACUACUAAGAUAAUAUCUGUUGUGGUUUUUUUUUUCUUGUAUCCUUUUUCUGAAAUAAAGGCCCGCUGAUUUAUA